AGGAGGAGGAAGAGGAGGAGAAAAGCUACUACCUUUCCCGGGCUGCCUUAUCUUUCCGCGUGUGCGUGCUGGGGUGGAGGGACGACCCUCAGUGAGAGCGAAAAGAGGCAGAGAAGGCAGAGACGAGGCACGGAGCUCCCCAGCUGCUCGGGUCUGGGGACAGAAGUGAGAUUGGAGAAAGUAGAGCGAUGCCAAGAAGGAAACAGCAGGCACCCAAACGGGCUGCAGGUUAUGUCCAAGAGGAAGAAUUGAAGGAGGAGGAAGACAUAAAGGAGGAGGAGGAAGAGGAUGAAGACGGCAAUUCAGUAGCUCAGCAUCAGGGCAGCAAUGACACUGGCACAGACGAGGAAGUAGAAACAGGCCCCGAGCAAAAAGGUAGCUUUAGCUACCAGAACUCUCCAGUCAGUCAUCUGUCUAAUCAAGAUGCAGAAAAUGAAUCUCUCUUGAGCGAUGCCAGUGACCAAGUGGCGGACAUUAAAAGCAACUGCUGUAAAGAUGCCCCGGAAAAGAAAACGAAUGCCCACCCUAAACUUCAGAAGGAAGCGCACAACUGCAUGGAUAAAAUGACUGCAGUCUAUGCCAACAUCCUAACAGACUCCUAUUGGACAGGCUUAGGGCUCGGGCUCAAGUUAUCUAACAGCGAACGGAGAAGCUGCGACAACCGCAAUGGAGGCAAUAAAAGUGACUUUGAUUGGCACCAGGAUGCUUUGUCAAAAAGCCUGCAACAGAGCCUACCUUCGAGACCCGUCUCCAAACCCAACCUUUUCAGUUCCGUCCAGUUGUACAGGCAGAGCAGCAAAAUGUGUGGAACGGUCUUCACGGGUGCCAGCCGCUUUCGGUGCAGACAGUGCAGCGCAGCGUACGACACCUUAGUCGAGUUAACGGUACACAUGAACGAAACUGGUCAUUACCAAGAUGACAACCGCAAAAAAGACAAGCACAGACCAACCAGCUACUCGAAGCCCCGAAAAAGGGCCUUUCAGGACAUGGACAAAGAAGAUGCACAAAAGGUCCUCAAAUGUAUGUUCUGUGGUGACUCCUUUGACUCCUUGCAAGAUUUGAGUGUCCACAUGAUCAAAACAAAGCAUUACCAAAAAGUGCCUUUGAAGGAGCCAGUACCCACCAUUUCUUCGAAAAUGGUCACUCCUGCAAAGAAACGCGUUUUUGACGUCAACCGACCUUGUUCCCCAGACUCUACCACCGGGUCUUUUGCUGAUACGUUUUCUCCUCAGAAGAGUGCCAACCUGCAGUUAUCCUCUAACAACCGCUAUGGCUACCAAAAUGGGGCCAGCUAUACCUGGCAGUUUGAGGCCUGCAAGUCCCAGAUCCUGAAGUGCAUGGAGUGCGGGAGUUCACACGAUACCUUGCAGCAGCUCACCACUCACAUGAUGGUCACGGGUCACUUUCUGAAGGUCACCAGCUCUGCAUCCAAAAAGGGGAAACAGCUGGUGCUUGAUCCGCUAGCGGUAGAGAAAAUGCAAACGUUGUCAGAGCCUCCGGCCGGUGAGGUGCCCGUGCCCAAGCCAUCAAAUAGCACAGGAUCGGACGGUGCGGUGUCUGCCGUGGAGCUAAAGAACGAGAGCAAAAGAGAGAAACCAGGUGAAAUCAACAAAGAUGAGAAAGUGGUCAAAAAUGAAGACUACGAGGACACUCUUCAGAAACCGUUGGAUCCUACCAUGAAAUACCAGUAUCUUAGGGAGGAGGACUUAGAAGACGGAUCGAAGGGAGGAGGGGACAUUUUAAAGUCGUUAGAGAACACCGUAACCACGGCCAUCAACAAAGCUCAAAACGGGGCUCCCAGUUGGAGCGCGUAUCCCAGCAUCCACGCGGCCUACCAGCUCUCCGAAGGGACAAAGCCCUCUCUGCCGUUGGGCUCACAAGUACUGCAGAUCAGGCCAACGAUCACCAAUAAAUUGAGGCCCAUCGCGCCCAAGUGGAAGGUCAUGCCUCUCGUGUCUGUCCCCGCAAGUCUGGCCCAGUGCACCCAAGUUAAGAAGGAAUCAGAGGACAGAGACGAAGCCCAGAAGGAAUACACGAAGGACAGUCCGCCGCCUGAAGCGUCCUCACUCAGCCAAAGUGAGGGAGAGUCACUCCCCAAAAGCGAGAGCCCUUCAGACUCCAAAAAGACUGAGUCGCCUCCCUUGAAGGAGGAGGACAAAGCGAAAGAAAGCAGAGAGAAAGAAAAGACAAAACUCAAGGAUCCGACGUCUUCUCUCAGCAAUGGCUGUGCUGCCGCCAGCCAUCCCGGGGAGCUGCCAGGCAUCAACCCCCUCAGCGCCCUGCAGUCCGUGUUGAAUAAUCACCUGGGCAAAGCCACUGAGCCUCUGCGUUCUCAGGCCAGUUCGAGCCCCAGCUCUAGCACAAUUUCUGUGUUUCACAAGCCAAAUCUCAGCAUCGUAGAGAAGCCGGUUCUGUCUCCCGCCCCAUCGAGACCAGCGAGCGUGUCCAGGCAUUACCUGUUUGAAACCAACGAUCAGCCCAUUGACCUGACCAAAUCCAAAAGCAAGAAAGCAGAGUCGGCCCAAGCACAAUCGUGCACGUCUCCGCCUCAGAAACACGCUCUGUCCGACAUCGCCGACAUGGUCAAAGUUCUUCCGAAAGCUACCACACCAAAACCUGCCGCCUCUUCUAGGGUCUCUUCCAUGAAGCUGGAAAUGGACGUCAGGCGUUUCGAAGACGUCUCCACCGAAGUCUCCACGUUGCAUAAAAGAAAGGGCAGGCAGUCAAACUGGAAUCCUCAGCACCUUCUGAUUUUGCAAGCUCAGUUUGCCUCCAGCCUCUUUCAGACAUCCGAAGGUAAAUAUUUGUUAUCUGAUUUAGGCCCACAGGAGCGCAUGCAGAUUUCUAAGUUUACCGGACUGUCUAUGACCACCAUUAGCCACUGGCUGGCAAAUGUCAAGUAUCAGCUUAGGAAAACUGGAGGGACCAAAUUUUUGAAAAACAUGGACAAGGGGCACCCUAUAUUCUAUUGCAGUGACUGUGCAUCUCAGUUUAGAACCCCAUCUACCUACAUCAGCCACUUAGAGUCCCACCUAGGUUUCCAAAUGAAAGACAUGAACAGGCUGGCAGUGGAACAGCAAACCAAGGUAGAGCAAGAAAUCUCCAGGGUAUCUGUUCAAAGAUCACCGGAAACAAUAGCUGGGGAAGAGGACACAGACUCUAAAUUCAAGUGUAAGUUGUGCUGUCGGACAUUUGCGAGCAAACAUGCAGUAAAGCUUCAUCUAAGCAAAACACACAGCAAGUCACCCGAACACCAUUCACAGUUUGUAGCAGAGGUGGAUGAAGAAUAGAUCUGAAGGUAUGCAUUCACUCUGUAGUGGAUUAUCUUUGGGGGAAUUGUAGGAGACAUUUGAAAGAAGAUGUGCCUGCCUAGAAGUAGCAAACAUGACCAAGUGUAAAAUAGGAUUCCAGUAGUUAGUCUUACUCCUUAUUUCUGGACAGAGUAAAGCAUGAUAGAUGUAUUGCAAACUGACUUUCUGUUGUUCCGGUGAAUGGGAAGACUAGAAUAGGCUGGAUGAGGUAAACCCACCAAUCUCCAAAAUUCACAGUAAUAGGUAUUCUCCGCUCUCCGAUUUCUAACCAGAGCUGCCAGUAUGUGGCCAAAGUGGCAGAUUGGAAUUUUAUCUGCUCGCCCUUCUUCUUUUUCCUUUCCGGUAGAUGUUCUGAGCGAUGAACGGCUACGAGGGAGGUAGAGGAAGGGUAGGAGAAGAGAAGCAAGGAUUCGGGAUAACCGGCCAGCUCUGAAAAUAGAGCAUUGCCUGUAUGAGCCUUAACUAUAUCUAAACAGUGGUUCUUUGUGCUUCUUUCAACAAGUGCUACGCCCCCAGUUUCUCACCACUGUGUGCUAUAAGGCAGAUGCAGAGUGCAGUUUGUCUGAACUCCUCGAACAGAUGAACUGAGAGGAGCUUUGUUUGCUAUACACACUCCACAUUUCUAAGGACUUUCAAAGUAGCAAGAAGGGACCUGCAGAAUUUCAUUUGAAAUCAUCUGGCAGUCAUUGGCCUUGCCAAUGUUAUUAGCUGUUAGGGGUUAGGUCGUUACUUUCUUUAUUCCUGAGGGGACUGUAGAGGGGCACUUCUUGAUAUUCUUCCCUCAAGGGAAAAAAGUGGAAGUGUUUGGUGAAAAAGAAAUCUCACGGGUCAGAAACGGGAUUUUUUGUUUUCCCCUCUGAGGUCUGAAUUUCAGAUUAAAUUUUUCUUCUGAGUCAGUUAAAAAUGUAUAUUAUGAAAGAAUAUCAUCUUUCUAGGCACUAUUUGUUUUUUGGGAUACAAACUGAAGCAUAAUCUAAUGCACAAGAACAUGCAAUGGGUAAUAUAUGAAAAAGUCCACUAAUUUGAUCCCGUACUAGAAGUAUAUGUCUUACUUCUCCAUCCUGACCUUUCUGGAUUAGCCAAAAGCACAUCACACAGAAUUCUCAGAGAAGACUGGCACGUGUUCCCAAGCAGUAAUUCCACCUAUAUAGAAAUAAAGAACAAAUGCAAUAAAAGGCAUUAAUUGUGCUAUAGUAAGGACCAGUUUUCCAUUUGUUAGUUUUGUAGUCAUUUAAUAAAAAACAUGAUCUCUG
Molecule: messenger RNA, 4564 nt
Organism: Tachyglossus aculeatus (Australian echidna)
Lineage: Eukaryota; Metazoa; Chordata; Mammalia; Monotremata; Tachyglossidae
Gene: TSHZ2
Product: teashirt zinc finger homeobox 2
Exons: 3
Coding region: 189-3290 (1033 amino acids)
Biological process (GO): regulation of transcription by RNA polymerase II
Cellular component (GO): nucleus
Molecular function (GO): DNA-binding transcription factor activity, RNA polymerase II-specific; DNA binding
Source: RefSeq, a predicted model, not a curated record